This is a messenger RNA of Talaromyces atroroseus, 1587 nucleotides long. RefSeq lists its product as hypothetical. Gene Ontology annotation, molecular function: phospholipid binding; clathrin binding. The transcript is spliced from 5 exons. Gene Ontology annotation, cellular component: endosome; plasma membrane; clathrin vesicle coat. Gene Ontology annotation, biological process: Golgi to endosome transport; endocytosis. Bases 1 to 1587 code for a protein of 528 amino acids. NCBI's taxonomy places the organism in Eukaryota, Fungi, Ascomycota, Eurotiomycetes, Eurotiales, Trichocomaceae. The record is from RefSeq and is a predicted model, not a curated record.
AUGGAUUUCAGCAGUCUCAAAGACCAGGUGAGCAACCUGACCUUGUAUGAUAUCAAGGCGGGUGUUCGCAAAGUUCAAAAUGAAAUGGAGGCCAAGGUCCGAGAAGCCACCAACAAUGAGCCGUGGGGCGCAUCGUCUACCCUGAUGCAGGAAAUUGCGAGUGGCACACAUAACUAUCAUUUACUCAACGAAAUCAUGCCUAUGAUCUACAAACGAUUCACAGAGAAAACGGCAGAGGAAUGGAGACAAAUAUAUAAGGCACUGCAACUUCUCGAAUUCCUUGUCAAGAACGGUUCCGAGCGCGUUGUUGACGAUGCGAGAUCACACCUUUCUCUACUGCGAAUGCUGCGCCAAUUCCACUACAUUGACAAUAAUGGCAAGGACCAGGGUAUUAACGUGCGCAAUCGAUCUCAGGAGCUGGUGAAGCUGCUAGGCGAUGUGGAUGCUAUUCGCGCAGAACGGAAGAAAUCUCGCGCCAACCGUAACAAGUUCGGCGGUAUGGAAGGAAGCAUGGGUGGAGGGUUUUCUAGCGGCGGUGCUAGCGGCGGUAGAUAUGGCGGUUUUGGCAGCGAUUCUUAUGGAGGGUACAGUGGCGGUGUGUUUGGCGACGGAGGUGGAUUCGGUGGUGCGAGCGAUCCUAGCGAUUUCGCAGAUACUGCCCGACGAUCCAGUCGGUUCGAGGAGUACGAUGAAGAUGAUGAGAUAUCCCCCCCUGUUCGACGCCAGGCAGAACCAAGGACACAAGCUAAGCCGCCGCAGCCGCCGCCAAAGCCGCAAGAAGCAGACUUGUUCGACUUUGGUGAUGAGGAAGUGGUAGUGUCUUCUUCGUCCACGGCGGCAGGAAAACAACCAGCAACUAGCGGUAAUGGGCUAGAUGUCCUGGGAGCUGCGGAUGCAGAUGACGACUUCGAUGACUUCCAGUCAGCAUCACCACCUGCAACUACUUCUCAAUUCUCCACGAUAAUCCCCGCUGCGUCGACAGUAACUCCGAGUACCCAAUUUGUUGCCCCCAAGCCAGUCUCAGCAGCCCAGGGCGCCGACUUGACAGGACUCGUAGGGUUUACAUCCGGCACAACCACGCCAGCCAGCUCAACCACAUUAUCACCACCGCCACUAUCUUCAGGAUCUGCAUUUGCAGCUCCAGCUCCAGCUCCAGCCCCACAACAACCUGCCAUUAAACCAUCAGGCUUCCAAGCCGCGACACCAAACUACUAUACAUCCGUCAACGCCGCACUAUCCACACCUACCACCACCACAACCUCAUCAAUUGGCGGCAGACCGAGUGUAGGAAGCAGCACCUCCUUCUCAUCCCUAACCUCACCAACAGCCGCCGCCGCAACCACAAAACCGACAUCAACAUCAAAAUCAAGUGCCGGCGGCGACGUCUUCGGAUCCCUCUGGAGCACCGCCAGCGCCAACGCCGGCAUUCAGAAGAACACCUCCAACAAUAAAGGACCCAAUCUGGCAAGUAUGGCAAAGGAGAAAUCUAGUGCCGGUAUUUGGGGUUCCGCUGGUAGCGCUGGUUUCUCAUCUUCUACCCAGUCAUCGUCCACGAGACCGGGGGGGAAUGGGGAUUUACUUGGAUAG